Suillus paluster is the source of this 648-nucleotide messenger RNA. RefSeq lists its product as uncharacterized. The record is from RefSeq and is a predicted model, not a curated record. The transcript has a single exon. The coding region runs from base 189 to 521 and encodes 110 amino acids. Lineage: Eukaryota; Fungi; Basidiomycota; Agaricomycetes; Boletales; Suillaceae.
GUCUUGCAAAAUUCAGAACUCACGCUGGUAGAGCUCUCGCAGCACUGAAUGGUACCAGUGUCACACUGGCUGCUCUGAGCAACAGCAAAGAGGGCAAACGGAAGGAGAGCGAGAAUGCUGGCGAUCAUUUUAGGUGAUAAAAGCUGAUUGAGAAUGGUCUACUGAGCUCGGUGGGUGGAGAUGAUAGGAUGCUUGAGAGGAUACUGGUUCGUCUUUUUUGCCUUGCUUUUAUGCAUUCUCUGUUGAUCAGGCUGUACGGUUACGAAACAUUCAAAGGUGAAAAUUUUCAAUCCAGGCUUCGGAUUCUGAUCAACAGAUCUGUAGUCCCAUGUCACUUGGUAUUACUCAGUGAGUCAGCAGUACGUUGUCCAUCUUCGGCGAUAGCAUUCAAUCCUCGUAGGAGGCUAAUUACGCUGCUCUGCCGUACAUCCUGCCAGAUGAUGGGCCAGAACGGCCUGCGAUCGCACGCAGAGUCUACAAGUAGCCUAUUGGACGCUCGCUCUCGUCACACUCAAAAUUAAAAUGAUUCUUCGGAUCGGCAUUUGUAGUCACAAGUACUGGUGCCCGAAACAAAUUCCUGAUAUUAUUGGGAACUGGACAACACCGUCAUCUCCGGAAGUUGCGAUUGCAACGGAGGGAGCAGAUCAC